This is a messenger RNA of Egretta garzetta (little egret), 1148 nucleotides long. It is a transcript of the gene MYL12B, whose product is annotated as myosin light chain 12B. The record is from RefSeq and is a predicted model, not a curated record. The transcript is spliced from 3 exons. NCBI's taxonomy places the organism in Eukaryota, Metazoa, Chordata, Aves, Pelecaniformes, Ardeidae. Bases 16 to 534 code for a protein of 172 amino acids. Gene Ontology annotation, cellular component: cytoplasm. Gene Ontology annotation, molecular function: calcium ion binding.
UGUCCAAAAAUCAACAUGUCUAGCAAAAAGGCAAAGACGAAGGCCACCAAGAAGCGCCCUCAGCGUGCCACUUCCAAUGUAUUUGCCAUGUUUGAUCAGUCGCAGAUUCAGGAAUUCAAGGAGGCCUUCAACAUGAUCGACCAGAACAGGGAUGGCUUCAUUGACAAAGAGGACUUGCACGAUAUGCUCGCCUCCCUUGGGAAGAAUCCAACGGAUGAAUACCUAGAUGCCAUGAUGAAUGAGGCUCCAGGCCCCAUAAACUUCACAAUGUUCCUGACAAUGUUUGGUGAGAAGUUAAAUGGCACCGAUCCGGAAGACGUCAUCAGGAAUGCUUUUGCGUGCUUUGAUGAAGAAGCAACAGGGUUCAUCCAGGAGGACUACCUGCGGGAGCUGCUGACGACGAUGGGGGACAGGUUCACAGACGAAGAGGUAGAUGAGCUGUACAGAGAGGCGCCCAUCGACAAAAAGGGGAAUUUCAACUACAUUGAAUUCACACGCAUCCUGAAACACGGAGCAAAAGACAAGGAUGACUGAGCAAAUCCCUGGAUACCUGCAUAUAGCUUCUCCCCCCCCCUCAUUAAUUUUACUUCUCAGGAUCUGUUUUUUCUUUGGUUCUUGUUGGGACCUUUUGCUUACAUUUUUAGCAUUCCAGCUUUUUCCUCUGUGGACUCCGGGGCUGCUCGGGCACACCUGCACCUUUGUCACAAGACUGGAAAUGAGCGGGGAGAGAGGACAGCCUACAGGGAGAAGGGUUUAGGGACAAAGAUCCGUGAGUGCGGAGGCCCAGGUAAAAAUGUCAGCGCUACUCAUCCUACAUAGAUUAAUUCUACAUUUUUAAUGGUAACUUUUCAAAUAAAACACCGCUAUAUUAAGUAAAUAAUUAAAAUUUUCAUGCUAGAGGUGGGCUGUUUAUCUAAUCAGUUUGGUAAAUAUUUUUUCAACUGUAUGCAGUCGUGUUGUUACCUAUUUUUGCCUUAAAAAUUAAGCAUGAGUCACUUAAGCAUACUGAUGUUUGUACUUCAGCAACUGAGUAUUUCACUUACUACUGUGAGCAUAUACAAUGAAGAAAUUCCCAUCCUUCAUAUUUUAGUACAUUGUAACUUAAUGAUUUUUGUCCAAGACUUGCACAUUAAACAUUUUAAAUCUUA